AUGAACGAGAUGUUCCUUAACAGCAUCCAAACGGGUACCCCCCAUAUCAUAACUCCUGUCCCAAACGAUAAAUUAACGAAGAUAUGGCAAAAGCUCGAAGGGGAAGUGAAAGGUGCCAGUAACGGGCAAAUAUGGGGUGCAAUAGUCGGCUCCCUUGUCGGCGCUGCCAUCGUUUGCGGCUGCAUGUUCUACAUGAUCUGGAAAGACACCAGAGGAUCUCAUUAUCAGGAGGCCGAUCGAACCCGUCGAGAUCUCGAACUUGGAAACCUUCAACAGUCAGAUGAUCCCCUUCAUGCAAAAACUCGAUCAAGCAAUAUUACCGGAAAUAAGGAGGACGAAAUUUUAACUUUAGGACAAGAAGUUGCUGGUAGAUCAUCGAUGGCCGAUUCGAAGGAGUUGGAUGAUGUCAAAACGAGUGUUGCGGAACCAGCACCUGCUUAUAUUCCCCACCUCCGUUGA
Glarea lozoyensis ATCC 20868 is the source of this 459-nucleotide messenger RNA. RefSeq lists its product as uncharacterized. NCBI's taxonomy places the organism in Eukaryota, Fungi, Ascomycota, Leotiomycetes, Helotiales, Helotiaceae. The record is from RefSeq and is a predicted model, not a curated record. The transcript has a single exon. Bases 1 to 459 code for a protein of 152 amino acids.